Messenger RNA from Camelus dromedarius (Arabian camel), 9620 nucleotides. RefSeq names its product SEC14 and spectrin domain containing 1 (gene SESTD1). Gene Ontology annotation, molecular function: phosphatidylinositol-4-phosphate binding; phosphatidylinositol-5-phosphate binding; phosphatidylinositol-3,5-bisphosphate binding. The transcript is spliced from 18 exons. The record is from RefSeq and is a predicted model, not a curated record. NCBI's taxonomy places the organism in Eukaryota, Metazoa, Chordata, Mammalia, Artiodactyla, Camelidae. Bases 329 to 2419 code for a protein of 696 amino acids.
CCGCCGCUACCCGGGCGCGCGCGGGGUAGCGCGGACGCGGGUCGGGCCGAGGGUGUUGGGAGGUCGCAGGGCCGCCCGCGCUGCUGCCCCUUGCCUGACACACAGAGGGGCCGGGACGCGAUUUGCCGCCAGUGACUGGAGCCGCCGCCGCCACACCGCCGCUCGGGCCCGCUCUGUCCCCAGCCCUCCUUCCUCCCGCCGGGCCCUCCGCCUCCGCCCGCGCCUCGCUCGCGUCUCCGCGUCCUCCCCACUGCUCCGGAGCCGCCGGCCGCCAGCGCCAGCACCAGCCAGAAAGGAAGAUUUACUGGAGGAAGUUUACUGGAGUGAAAUGGAGGCCUCCGUAAUAUUACCCAUUCUGAAGAAAAAACUAGCCUUCCUUUCAGGAGGAAAGGACAGACGAAGUGGACUCAUUCUGACAAUUCCAUUAUGCCUGGAACAGACAAAUAUGGAUGAGCUGAGUGUCACCUUAGACUACCUACUCAGCAUUCCAAGUGAAAAGUGUAAGGCUAGAGGAUUUACUGUGAUUGUGGACGGCAGAAAAUCACAGUGGAAUGUGGUGAAAACAGUAGUCUUAAUGCUACAGAAUGUUGUUCCAGCUGAAGUAUCCCUUGUUUGUGUAGUGAAGCCAGAUGAAUUCUGGGAUAAGAAAGUAACACAUUUUUGUUUUUGGAAAGAAAAGGAUAGACUUGGCUUUGAGGUUAUUUUAGUGUCUGCCAAUAAAUUGACUCGUUAUAUAGAACCCUGCCAGUUAACAGAAGAUUUUGGUGGGAGUCUCACCUAUGAUCACAUGGAUUGGUUAAAUAAGAGGCUGGUUUUUGAGAAGUUUACAAAGGAAUCUACAUCAUUAUUAGAUGAACUUGCUUUGAUUAACAAUGGAAGUGAUAAAGGAAAUCAGCAAGAGAAAGAAAGGUCUGUGGAUUUAAACUUUCUUCCAUCAGUUGAUCCUGAAACUGUUCUUCAGACAGGACAUGAAUUGUUAUCAGAAUUACAGCAGCGCCGAUUUAAUGGCUCUGAUGGAGGGGUCUCAUGGUCUCCUAUGGAUGAUGAACUGCUUGCACAGCCACAGGUUAUGAAAUUAUUGGAUUCACUGCGAGAGCAAUAUACCCGCUACCAGGAAGUUUGUAGGCAACGUAGUAAGCGUACACAGUUAGAAGAGAUUCAGCAGAAAGUGAUGCAGGUUGUGAACUGGCUCGAAGGGCCUGGAUCAGAACAACUACGAGCCCAGUGGGGGAUUGGAGACUCCAUUCGGGCUUCCCAAGCCCUACAGCAGAAGCAUGAAGAGAUCGAGAGCCAGCACAGUGAAUGGUUUGCAGUGUACGUGGAACUUAAUCAGCAAAUUGCAGCACUCUUAAAUGCUGGGGAUGAGGAAGAUCUUGUGGAACUGAAGUCACUGCAGCAACAACUUAGUGAUGUUUGUUAUCGACAGGCCAGUCAGCUGGAGUUUAGGCAGAAUCUCUUACAAGCAGCUCUGGAAUUUCAUGGCGUUGCCCAAGACUUGUCUCAGCAGUUGGAUGGCUUAUUAGGGAUGUUGUGCGUAGAUGUAGCACCAGCUGAUGGAGCAUCGAUUCAGCAAACUUUAAAACUGCUUGAAGAGAAGCUGAAAAGUGUUGAUGUAGGAUUGCAAGGUUUGCGUGAAAAAGGUCAAGGUCUUCUGGAUCAGAUCUCCAAUCAGGCAUCCUGGGCCUAUGGAAAGGAUGUAACCAUUGAAAAUAAAGAAAAUGUGGACCACAUACAAGGAGUGAUGGAAGACAUGCAGCUUAGGAAACAAAGAUGUGAAGACAUGGUAGAUGUACGAAGAUUAAAAAUGCUUCAGAUGGUGCAGUUGUUCAAAUGUGAAGAAGAUGCUGCCCAGGCAGUAGAAUGGCUAAGUGAACUUCUGGAUGCUCUGCUUAAGACCCACAUCAGAUUGGGCGAUGAUGCUCAGGAAACGAAAGUUUUACUGGAAAAGCAUAGAAAAUUUGUUGAUGUUGCACAGAGCACUUAUGACUAUGGAAGACAGUUGCUACAGGCCACAGUUGUGCUGUGCCAAUCUUUGCGUUGCACAUCUCGAUCAUCUGGGGAUACACUUCCUCGACUGAACAGAGUAUGGAAACAAUUUACAAUAGCAUCUGAAGAGAGAGUACAUAGGCUGGAAAUGGCUAUUGCAUUUCACUCAAAUGCUGAAAAGAUUUUGCAGGACUGUCCAGAAGAGCCUGAAGCUAUUAAUGAUGAGGAGCAAUUUGAUGAAAUUGAAGCUGUUGGGAAAUCACUUUUAGAUAGACUGACUGUUCCUGUAGUUUAUCCUGAUGGAACUGAACAAUAUUUUGGGAGUCCAAGUGACAUGGCCUCUACUGCAGAACACAUCAGAGACAGGAUGAAACUAGUUAGUCUCAAAAGGCAGCAGCUGAGACAUCCCGAAAUGAUGACUACAGAGAGCUAAUAGCUACCUUCUUCCCACAGAUCCUGCAGUUCAUGAUCCCGCAUGUCGUCAGCAUUCUACAGCAUUCGCUACAGUACUUAAAGAUGCAUUUCACAGCAGGAUAAGCCUCAUUUCUUUCCAUUACACAUUUCUUGCUACAUGUUAACACCUUGCAAAUACCAAGACAUAAUUAUUUAACAUGCUUUGAGACCAUAGACUCCAAGUAUCUUAAAAGAAGGAACUGUAAACAUUGCACUGAAAACUUGCUUUAAAGCUUUACCUGACAUGUCAGUUUGUAGAUGAACAACUGAUAAUAAGCUUUGAAUGGUGCUAAUAAGAGUUUAGGAAUUCUCUAUAUAAAAAAUGGUUGCCCUUCCUCCCCAGGUGAUGUAGUAAAUUUAGACUGUAGUUAAACUGUUAUUAGUAGACGGUGGUGUCCUCAAAAUUUUCCUUUGUAAUUCUUCAAAAUUGCAUUAUUUUUAUUGUGUCAGUAUGAAGAAAACUUUCAGAUCUUUGAUAUAUCAUAUUCAUUAAAAGACAUUUUCCUAUUUGUAUUGAUAAUGUAUUAAAAGUUGUUUGUGCUUAAUAAAAGACUUCUUUUAAACAUCUUAUUUAAUUUGGUGGUUAUAUCCUAUUUCCAAACAUGAGUGCCUUAUUUAAAAGGGCAUUCUUAGGGUUUUGAGGAUGGUUUAAUAUUUGAUAAUUUGUUUUUCAUGUUGAUUGCAUGUAUUUUAGCCAUAAAUCUCAUAUGUAAGCAUGUGUAUAUAAUAAGCAUGUUUUAUCAUGAAAAAUAAUUGUUAAGAACAAUUUAGAUCUUUAAGAAGUUAUGAAUGGAAUACUAUUUCUAAUUUUUCUCAUCUUCAACUUGAAAAAAUAUCCAAACUAUUAACUACCCUGAAGAUAUUUUGUCUUUGGGGGAGGAGGGCUGGGGAAGGUGGUGUAUAAGUUACUUAAGUAUAAUCCUUUAUAUCAGAGUAAUCUUUCUGGAACUAAAAAUAGCAAUUGUUAAUAAAAUUUAAUUUCUCAUGACAGACUAGAAGCAAGAUUCUGAAGUAGUCUAAUAACAAAAAUUGUACAAGUCUUUUAGAAAUAAAAUUUAUAAAACGUGCUUUUAAGUUUAUUUUAAGUUUGAAAUCAUAAAAUACGUAAUUUUUGUGUUAAUUUUUAUUUCAGAAAAUGUUUUUGAGAAAGAUAUUUUGUAGUCUGUGGUCAAUUCAAAAUUAUGCAAAGAAUUGUAUGCUGGUUCCUUUUCGUUGUCUACAAAAAUGCUCAUGUAUCUUCCAAUGCAAAAAACUUCCUCUGAGCCUGCUGGUUAUCUCCAGCCUUCUUCACUGCCAGACUUCUUGGAGAAACCCGUAUUCAUUGCCUCUACAUCCUCAUCGCUCACUGCUAAGAGCAGCAUCUGGCAGUCUGGUUUUACACAGCACUGCAAUGAAACGGUUCUCAGUGGGCUCCCAGUUACUGAACUGAAUGACUUUUUUUUCCCCUCUGUCUGCAUCCUUUGUUCAUUUCUGCCUCUGCAACAUUUAUAUCAUUGAGCAGCCCUUCUUAGACAGUGUCUUCCUUGAGGUGUUAUCCUCUGCCUAAGUAUAGUCACAUAGCUCUUACUUAAAAUGUGUCUACUAAAACGUGCUCUCACAGCUUCUGUCAUUACAGUGCUUCUGGAGGUAUCUCAUCCUUUGGCUUUCUUUUUUAUCCCAGUGUCCUAUGUUACGUAUCUGGUCCAAAGUUCUAAACCUGUACUUGCAACUCCUGCUUGACAUUGCAACCUGGGUGAAGUUAUUAAUUGUAUUUUUCACCUUUCUCCUCUUAGAUAAUUUUGGUUAAAGAUGCAGCCUUUUUUUAAAUAGUCACAUAUGCCAGAUAAUCUGAGGGCCACAUUCAGCUGGCUCCCUCUUAUACUGCCAUUGAGUCUGAGAACAUCCAGGAAGUUUUUUCUAUGUUUGAUAAUCCUCUCCGUCUUUUAGGUCAUAACUUCUAUGAGUAUGAGCUUUUGUGAUUCUUCAUUUCAGUCUACAUGAUGGUGCUAAUCACAUGCUACAACUGUUCAUGUCUCUCUACCUGCUACAUUAUAAGCUCUUUUGAGGGAAGGAAUCUUGUGGGACUUCUCCAAUUCCCAGCCGUUUGCUCAUGUGUAAUAACUGCUCAGUUCCCCUGUAUGUGAAUGAAUGUUCUGUUGUAGGCAUUAGUGAUAAUCCCUCUUAUAUUGUAGUCUGAAGUAUGUUUUAAACAGAUUUCCUAAAGUUAGGGCUGAGUUAUGAGUGAAUCUACUAAUCAGGAAGUCAUUUGGUAUUUUAGAUGCUUAGAUAUUAGCUGAUUUAGAUACCUAGUUAUAGUCAAGAUCUGUUUCUUCUACUGAAUUGCAGAGUAAUUAGAAUGUUUUUAUUAAAGACUGUGCCAGAAAGGAACUGGAUUGUAAGUAAUGAGACUCCUUAGUUCUACCAUCAACUCACCUACUUAUUGUCAAAUGAGUUAAUUUUUGUAUGCCUUAAGCUGUCCUACCUACAGCAAGAGUAAAAUAAGGCACACCUGGAAUUUGCAUAUUUCAAAUGAAGAUGAAUAUGCUUUUAACGUAGUAAAUAUUGUUGCUUUUCAUUUGUAACUUUGCUGCUACUUUCUAUAUGUAUAUCUGUAUAUACAUAAACAGUUAUGAAUGAAAACCCAGCAAUGCCCUAAUGUGAUUUUGUUCAUAGAGUCACAGUUCACUUAGAGUACCUGUGAAGGAAGUGACUGCAGUCUGUUUGAAAUCAACGUUGGCCUGCAAAUAUAAUGGAGAAAGAACCAUCUUUUCUAGUUGGUAUAUGGCACAACUUGCCACCUUAUUUUAGUGCAUCUCAGGGAAUUAUUGAAGAGUUAAUUGGGCUAGCUUCAUUUUGUUUUGGUCUUUUAUCUUUUGCUUUUGUGUUGUGCAUUUGUUCCUGUGUAAGCUCAGUAUAUAAAGGCAGUUUUGGCAUCCGUUCGUGAAGAACGGAGCUUUGAUGAACAGAGUUAAGAUGCGAAGGUGACUAUCUCAGAUAAAAUUGACUUUGUUCCCAGGCCUCAUUGUUGAUGACCUUCCUCUGCUAGGUGACUUCCUGGUAGUGUUGAUAAAACUGUGCACGCAGCCUGCCAGCGAGGAAGUCGAUGGCAGUUCGAGACUUCCUUGCUGUGUAGAAGAAUGGGUAUUUCUCUGACUUUAUAGGCCUUUAAAUUGGCUACUGCUCCCAAGUGUUACCUAGUAUUAAUGUGUUUGUUGUUUGUUUCAUUACCCUGUCAGUUAACAUACGGAGUGUGCUACUUAGUGUAUUCGUAUUAAUGUAGUUAGUGGCAUACCCCUUAAUAGGAACAUGACAAUUACUUUUCUGAUAGUGCUCAAUCCUACUCUGAUCUAAACCCAUUGUAACCAAUGGCAUGAUUGUGAGAUUAGUUGAGCCUGCCUUGCUGUGCAUUCUGCAUUUGGAGAAGGAAUUCAGAAUUCUCUGCUACAUUGUAAGUUCCUUGUCAGAGUGGAUACUGCUGUGUGCUCUUCCCAUCCUCACAGGUCUGUAGUAAAAACGCUGUGGUUACUAAAAAUUAAACAUAGUAUAGUUGCUAAAUUCUUCCACAUCUUGAGCCUAUUGAAAACGGUAUAGGAAAUUAUGAUACAUGGGUAAAUAUCUUCAGUGACGAGUUGUGUGAUUGGGGUGUUUUUGUUAAACCCCCAUGGCUGACCAGUUAACCUAAUUAGCAAACUUAAUCAGUGUUAAGUUUCGAUUCUAAAAAUAAAAAGUUUCAGUUGGGGUGGAAAAUACGCUUCUGGUAUGUAGGGCAGCACGUACCUUGAUGAGGCAAAAUGAAGUACAGAUCUAUCACAUGACGUUAUGACUUUAGUGUGUGCUACGGAAAAUCCAGGUCUACCUGAGAAGAAUAAAUAAUGGCAGGAAUAGUAGAGAAAAUAUAAAGGUUAAAAUAAGAACUGUAGUGAAUAUAAUGAAAAGAGUUUGAAAGUUUAAAUACCUGGCUUCAGAAUCUGGCUUUGCCAUUUACUGACCUUUGUAAAAAUCACUAAACAACCCUGGGUCUGUAAAAUAGAGAAGUCACAUUAAAUAAUUUCAAGAAUGAGAUACAAUCAUGUUAAAAAUGUUGAAAACUAAAAUGUUCAAAAUGGGAGGUAUCAUUGCUACAAUUACCUUUUCAGAAUAGAAAAUGGAGCAUUCUUAAUCUUGUUCUUGUCCCACAUGACAAUCAUAGGGAAAGGUAACAUCUGUGGUCACUUCCUGAUGCUCCAUGUCCCUUAAUUCAAAACUAUAUACUGAAAAUACCAAGGAUGGGGUCAGUGAGCACAUCAGUAAAUAACAAGAUGCUCAAAUCUGACAAAUUAACUCUUUUAUGACAGGACGAUAGACCAGCCAGUUGGAAGACAAGUGAGGAAUAUCGUCUACUUGCGGCUGACAGGACAGGACAAUUCCAUUAAUAAGUAAGUAGAAAGUAAGUGUUAUGCUCAAGAGUGGAUCUUAGUGAGUCAGCACCAACCUGCAGCAACAAGAGCACAAAUCUGACCACUGUUAGUGCUGUUACGGUUAGAGAAGAGCAGUCUUGGUAACUUGAGUAGUAGCAAUAACAGAAACAAACUGGUCCUAUCAUGGAGACUGGCAGAAGUAAGACGCUCCAUGGAACAGCAUAAAUACAGGGGAAUGCUGAAGACUGGGAGGGGCUCGUAGAUAUGACGCUGAAUAGCAUGGCUGUACUAUUUUAAAGCAGGCUUGAAAACUUGAAAAAACUAGUCCAUGUGCUUCAAGAAAAAGCAGAGCCUGUCCUAGAACAUGAAGAACUUAGAAAUUGCAGGCAAAGCCAGAGCCAUGACUACGUAGUGUGAAAGCAGUAAGUAAGUUUUUAAGAGAAUCAAGAUUAUUUUUGUUAGAAAACUCUUUGGAGGCAAUAUACAACAAUACCCAUGUAUAAUGAUACAGGAAUUCUUAGCAAAUAACUAAAAAUACUUAUGAACUGCUAGUUCUUACGAGCAGUAUUGUUAUGGAUCUUAAAUCAGGCAUGUGGAAAACUACUACUGACAGAAGACUAUUGAAGUCUGAAGCCGUUUUAGUGAAUCUCAAGGUGCCACCUUAGAAGUAUUUACAAGUCAAAUGCCAUCUCUUUAGAGUGACCCCCAAAUGUGCCCCUCUUUGGAGAGAUAGGCGAAUGAUUCAGAAAUCAGGGCCUGUUCACCGUGUUCAAGCCUCACGUUAUGUUUUGGGUCUGCACGUUUAUUACAGUUACCGUGAUUCUUUCUCAGUUUUAGAAGUCAGGGUAAAAACAGAAUCUCUGCUUGGUGUUUUCCCUGAAGAGAGUGUGUGGUGGUGUUUUUUUUUUAAAUCUUAAUUCUGACUCAACGUUAGUUACACAGCCAACAAUGAUCACUGUAUGUAUUAACAUUUUUUUAAGGUGUGAGGAGAUCCGUAUGUUUGACAAUUUUCAGCCAGCAUAGAUUUGAGAGCUGAUUGCUCACCUCACACUCAGGAAUAUCCUUUCACAAGCUCAAGUUUCUAAAUGGACACUAUUGGGAAGAGUUUGAUGAUUAUGUUGCUGUGAGAUCAGUAAUGAAAUCCUCAGCAUUAUUUGGUAAGCAUUGCGCCCUGAGUUUUUCCCCUGUUUUAUUGUAACAUACAAAAAAGUUAAAAUUUUACAGUGUACUUACCACCCAGAUGCUAGUUAGCAUUUAACUGUGCUUUAUCACGUCUGUCCACCUAUCAGUUCAUCAAAUCCAGAUUAUUUUUAAUGCAUUUUAAAUUGCAGAAAUCUCUACACUUUCUACUGUAUUUAGCGUACAUAUUAUUCACUAGAGUUCAGUAUUUGCUUACAUUUUAAUUUUGAUGUAAAGUGAGCAUACAGUGAAAUGCAUAAAUUUUACGUGUGUAUCUGCUGGGUUUUGGCAAGUGCAUACAGUGCUAACAAAAUACAAAAUGUUAGAUAAUUCCCACAUGGCCAUUCCAGUCAGUUCUUGUCCCCACGCCACCCCCUACAGGGAACCACUGUUCUUUUUUUUUCCUACCGUAAAUCAGAUUUGUUUGUUCUAGAUCUUUGUGUAAAUAGAGUCACACAGCAUGUCCUCUUUCUAGAUGGCUUCUUACCAUGUUUUGGACAUUUAUCUAUGUGUUUGGGUAUGUUAUGUUAAUAGUUCAUUCCUUUUUUUUUAUUGCUGAGUAAUCUGUUGUAUGACUAUAUUACAGUUUAUCCAUUAUCCUAUUUAUAAAUACGUGGUCUGUUUCCAGUAUUGGUAAUUAUAAAGCUACUCUGAUUAUUCUUAACAUAAAUCUUAUGUGAACAUAGGCUUUCGUUUCUCUUGGAUGAAUAUCUAGCAUUAGAAUUUGUGUCAUAGGGUAGUUUUAAAAGAAACUGCCAUAGCUUUUUUCAGUGUGGUUGUGCUGUGUCCUGGGUUUUAACUAUAUUUUGGAUAUGUAAGUUGUUAACUAAUUUUAUGACCCACAUUUGAAAUAUGAGAAGUAGGUUUGGAAUAGAAAUGGCAUUUUUAUGGUUGGCAGUUGAUGUUAUUUGAGGGAAGCAAAUGCCUGUCUGCCCAAAACAGUUCCCCAAGUGGUUCCUAUCCCUGAAAUGUUAGCAUUGGUUUCACUCCUUGAAAUAUUAAAGCACUUACCCAAACAUGGUGAUAUAUUAACUAUAAGAAACAGCACUGGUUUGUUAUAUUACAAACUUUUGCCACCCAUUUUCAGUAGGUAAAGUAAGACUGGUAGCUGAACAGAAAAGAUUACUUCUGUUUAGUAAGGGUAGAAGGGACAGUAAAAACAUGUAUGGCUAGUCAGUCCCAGGUACAGCAAUGUGAGAGAACCAUCUGGACAGGGAAGUCCUCCAAAUGGUGGUCAAGAAACCAGAAAACUGGGUGGGGAGAAUUCUACCUCAGAGUUGUGCAUAGGGGAUAGCUAUGUUUUUGCAGGAUAUUUUAACCUUUGCAAGUCAUAUUUUUAAUUUUGUCUUUUCAGUACCACCCAGCUAUAGUUAUUUCACACCCCCAGUGACUUCUAUCCACUGUGUCUUACCCUCUCUGCCUGUUCUAUUACAUACUGCGGUUAUCUGUAUAAGCCUGUAAAAGUAUAAUCAUAUGUACGUUUCCAGUGCUUGUGUUCAAAGAUUUAUGUAUGGUCCAUCCAAUCUUUCCUAUUCUGUUUUUAAGGGCUGGGAUAUUUGGCUUCUACUGUAAAUCCUUAUAAUGUUCCAUACAUUGUAUAUGCAAUAAAAAUGUUAAAAACUAUAA